AUGCCACUUAUUCAGCUGAAGCCUCAUCUUUUCACAUCGCUCCCACAGCAUCCAUCCUUUGCGGACAACGAUACGCGGACGAAAAUCCAAGAUGUAACGCGGGACGCGCUACACGAAGCUCUGGAGUUUCUUCACUCGGUACCCUCCGCGUUCACGGCAGACCCGAAACUUCGCGCCUCGUCGCCAUCAGCGGCGAAAGUCAAGCUAUCCCGACGGUGGCGUAAACAGUCAGAGCUGGAACCAAACGCGAAUGAUAAAGCGAAACCGGAAUUCUGGGUCUGUCGGCAAAGCGAACAUCUCGAUUCUAACACAGACGGUACCGCAUCAUGGGACGAAUUCCAACAGGGGCUGAGGGUCAAUCACGCCGAGCAUGAGAUGGAGUAUACGCCAAGCGUUACGGGCGUAGAGCGCCUGCUGGAGUGGCCAAGGGGGGAAAUCGCCGACUUGGAAAUCAACGGCAUCAAGUUCCAUGAUGUGGACGCGGAGGGUAGGUACCUCGACAAGACCUCGUCCCAUCCAUACAUAUCUAACCUCCAGUGA
Molecule: messenger RNA, 540 nt
Organism: Penicillium chermesinum
Lineage: Eukaryota; Fungi; Ascomycota; Eurotiomycetes; Eurotiales; Aspergillaceae
Exons: 1
Coding region: 1-540 (179 amino acids)
Source: RefSeq, a predicted model, not a curated record